CUCAAGGAUCCCUCCGAUUUCUGCAGUACCUCGACCACCGCACCGGACGACAAGUCGUGGUCGCUCGAUACAAGCACAGGGAGUCACGUCAUCACUGUUUCGCGAGCGUCGACUGCAUUUCGGAAAUCCGACAGCCAGCGACCGACAAAAUGAUUAUCCCGAUCCGUUGCUUCUCGUGCGGCAAGGUGACCGGCGACCUGUGGGAGAAAUUCGUGAAGCUCAUCGAGGAGGAAGGGCUCUCCGAUGGUGACGCCCUGGACCAGCUUGGCUGCAAGCGGUACUGCUGCCGGCGCAUGGUUAUGACUCACGUCGACCUCAUUGAGAAACUGCUCAAAUAUACGCCGGACGGUCGCAACUACAAGAAAAUCGAGAUGCAAACACGCAAUCAGGAAGAGCGCUGAUUAUCUGGCCUGCUGUUCAGCAUGCAUAUACAUCCUGGCGUUAAGAGAGGGUGGGCAGCCAUGCAUUUUUUUGGGAGGCGCAUUUGGUCUGGCUCCCAGGACGGCGUCAUGGUUGGCUUUCGAAUUCAAUCAGGUUGAUGAACAGUGUUGGGCCGGGCUAUCGGACCCGACUCUUGUUCAAGGAAUCAGGCAACCUGGUCGAGAAGCGGCACUGCUGGGGUGGUGGAGGCCGGGACCAACCGCAUAUAAAUCGGUCGGCAAGGAUUGUGGCACGAUGCAUCU
This is a messenger RNA of Thermothielavioides terrestris NRRL 8126, 683 nucleotides long. RefSeq lists its product as uncharacterized. NCBI's taxonomy places the organism in Eukaryota, Fungi, Ascomycota, Sordariomycetes, Sordariales, Chaetomiaceae. The record is from RefSeq and is a predicted model, not a curated record. Gene Ontology annotation, biological process: transcription by RNA polymerase II; transcription by RNA polymerase I; tRNA transcription by RNA polymerase III. Gene Ontology annotation, cellular component: RNA polymerase I complex; RNA polymerase III complex; RNA polymerase II, core complex. The coding region runs from base 150 to 401 and encodes 83 amino acids. Gene Ontology annotation, molecular function: DNA-directed RNA polymerase activity; DNA binding; zinc ion binding. The transcript is spliced from 4 exons.